Messenger RNA from Notodromas monacha, 927 nucleotides. Lineage: Eukaryota; Metazoa; Arthropoda; Ostracoda; Podocopida; Cyprididae. The record is from the annotation of a GenBank genome assembly.
CUUCAUCGAAGGCUACGGUUGUCACUUCGCUCUGAGCAAUCGUGCGAAUCAAUCGAUCGAUCGCUUGUGCUGUUUCGUCAAAUAGGUAUUUGGAUUUGUUCUCCCGAGUUGUCGUGUGUUUCGGUGUUCAUCAUGGGUGCUGCUACUCACUUCAUCGGGAGUAAAAUUAGCCUGAUAUCCAAGUCGGACAUCCGUUACGAGGGUAUCUUAUACACGAUCGACCCGGUCGACUGCACCAUCGCUUUGGCGAAAGUUAAAUCUAUGGGUACCGAGGACAGGCCGACGGAUCGCCCUGUGGCACCAAGGAGCGAAGUUUACGAGUACAUCGUGUUUCGAGGAUCGGACAUUCGCGAUAUCCGCGUGUGUCAACCGCCGAAGCCUCAGCCGGUACUUGCUGGAGGCCUGCCGAAUGAUCCAGCUAUUCUGCAGCACUCCGUGCCCGGAGGCACGAAUAUACAGAACGAAGCCACGUCAUCCACGUCUUCUGGGCUGGGAACCCUCAUGAGUGAGUUGUCAGUGGCUCCUCCGAAUGUGAGCACUUCAUCGUCGGGGCGAAGUUCGAUCACUCCAGCUCUGCUGCCAACUCCGAGUGUGAUGCCGCAACGUGCCGCGUCACUGACCAGGGAACGCGCAGUGCAGGUGGAGCGUCCGAAUCGUUCCAGCCAGCAGGGCCGCAGCAGCGGCACGCAGACAUCUAGCAACGCGCAAAGGUCUUCUCGCAAUGAUCGGGACUACGACUCUUCGUCUGGCAACCAUUACAACAAGGGAUACGCUGCCAGGGACCAUGGACCUCGCGGCAAUAGCCGUUCGCAGUAUGACUCCUACCACGUUGACCGACGCUCCAGUGGCUACGAUGAAGACAAUCGUCGCUACCACAAUCAGCAGGGCUACAACAGGCCUUCCCGUGGCGGGUACAUGAAUCAGUAA